Hyaloscypha bicolor E is the source of this 1264-nucleotide messenger RNA. RefSeq lists its product as uncharacterized. NCBI's taxonomy places the organism in Eukaryota, Fungi, Ascomycota, Leotiomycetes, Helotiales, Hyaloscyphaceae. The coding region runs from base 28 to 918 and encodes 296 amino acids. The record is from RefSeq and is a predicted model, not a curated record. The transcript has a single exon.
CGCCAAUUCUGUGUGCGAACCGCAACGAUGCGUGGGCCAUCUCUAUCAGCCAAGUCCCUGAAUUCAUUGGCACGAUGUCAAUGCUCAAUCACCUCAAUUGCUCACAGAUCAUUCGCCACGAGCAGCCCCCUUACAGCAAUUAGCCCCGUGAGCCCAAAGUUUAUCGAAGUUCCAACUACACCUCAACCUCAAGCCCGCCAGAAACUCGAUAUCAAAGGAACACUUCCCCCUCCUCGAAAUCUUUUCCCCGCACGAGCUCUCCGAAAGACAUCCAAAAAGUACUUGGAUGCCCUCACGAAGGAGCCAAAGGAGCAACGCGAACCUACGAACGAAUAUGUAGCAUGGAAACGGCGAAUGGCUGCUUCGAGGAGGACGAAUCUGCGGGAAGGUCUGGUUGAAUUAUACAAGAGGAAGAAGGAUCAUGAUGGGGCGGUUGCUGUUCGAAGCAAAAUUAAGCAAGAGGACCGGAACAGACGACUUCGUGCACCUCAGCGAGAGGAUGAACGGUUGACAGACCCCACGAUCAAAGAAGCCAAUCGAAUUCUCCAGUCAGGUCCUAUUCCAGAUCCGAAUCGUGAAACUCGGGUAGCGGAGAAAUCUGCUCGGGUUCAAGCCAAGGAAGCUGCCAGGGAGGAACAACGGAAGAACGCUUUACACACACUGUAUAUGCAGGCUCGAUCAUUCAUCACGACCGAAGAGCAAUUAGACGCGAAGAUCGAGGAGAUAUUCAAGGAACCACGUGAAGGCGAAUCUGACAACAUAUGGGACAGAGCGGCCCCACUCAGUAUUCAGGACAUGUUGGCGUCGAUCAACAAGACGGAGAAGAAAGCAGUGAGCUUCCAUUCUGGCCCUGCUCAAAUUACAGGGCAGAGAAUGAAGAAGAUUGCGGAGGAGUUGACCGGUGGAAAGAUGGACUAGAUUUGGACCUGAUGUGUAUAUUAAGACGAACCAAGGAUAGAUGCCUUCUCCAAUGUAUGAAUGUUUACGGAGGACUAGGUCCUGGAUCUUCAAGAAUGUCUCCGGGUUCUUAAUUCGACCCAGCUGGAAUAUUGCCAUUGCUUUCUUCGACCCCUGUGCCCAAACACUCCGCCUUUGUCGUUUCUAUUGCAUGGAAGUCUCCAAAACCCAUUGCGCCUCCGCAGCGAUUGCUUUUGGCUCCUCCAAAAAGACCAAGUGACCAAGUUUCUCUCAUUGCACGAAGCGAGAGACCGAUGGCAAUUUCAGUUCACGCUGUAACAUGUUUUCCUUUUCUGGCAUUCUUUCA